AUGCCACCUUUCCCUUCGGUUGUAGAAAUGAGAGAGAAAAGAUUAUCCAUGAAGGAGGUUGGGGACGGGCUGCAUGAACAGAUGAACUGCAUGAUGGGUGCUCUGCAAGAACUGAAACUGCUCCAGGUCCAGACAGCUUUGGAACAGCUGGAGAUUUCAAGUAACCCAAACCAAGUUUCAGGAAUUGGCCAGCAUCAGUAUUGUCAAAACAGUAAGGAGAUGCCAAAGGCAAAGCAUGAUGCCAGCAAAGAGAGUGAGACCUUGCUGGGAAAACGUUAUUUGGACAAUUGCAGAUCUUCAGCCUUUUUAUGCUCAGCUCCUGUGUCACACUCUACCAGCUCAUAUUACCAUAUUUCUUUGCCAGACAGUAGUCAUGGGCACAUAGCUUCAUCCCUGAACAGCAUAGGCAGUGAGGAUGACAGUGGACCUUCUUCAACUAUGAGCACAACAGAUUAUCAUUCACCAAGAAUGCUGGAGUCAUCUAGUGACAACACAACUAGCAGUUGGCUUUCUCAAGAUACUAGCAGCUUAUCUGAGAAUAAGUCAGUUUGUAAGGAUUGUUGGUUUGCUGAUGAGAACAAAGACUGGACUUCCUCAUUAAUGUCUCAAAGUAGGAACAGACAGCCUUUGGUUCUGGGUGAUAACAUCUUUGCUGAUCUAGUUGGGAACUGGCUGGAUUUGCCCGAGAUAGACAGAAAAGCAGAAAAGAAUGAAGCAUCUCGGCCAAGCAGCAAGUCCCAAGAAAUCUAUAGGAAAUUUUCUCUCACAGCCAAUCUCUUCAAGAAAUUUUUAAGGAGUGUCCGGCCAGAUCGAGACAGAUUGCUAAAAGAGAAGCCCUGCUGGCUGCCCACAAAGGACAAAGAGACUGAGAUCUUAAAAAGGCCCAAAACAGUCAACAAACAGAAGGGGCUAUUUUACUUCCCAGUUCAUGGGAGCACACCAGACUCUCAAGACAAAGCCGACAGGUGCCAGAAGAAGGAAGGAAGGAAAGCCAAGCCCAAACCCUGUGCCAAGAAGAUCCACACCACAAUAGAACAGACUCAGUCGGGGUUUGAUUUUAACACAGCAGUCUGGGUCUGAACUCCAAGACUCAUCAUCUCACUUGCCAAAACUGUUCUGCCCCAAACUAGAGACAAAGAAGAACAGUGAAAGAAAUACCCAGACCAGGAUGAGGAAACGGUGAAGAAGAUGGCCUCUAUAGAACAGGUUGACACAUAUAAGUAGAUACAUAUUACCACCACAAGCACAAUUUGUAUGACAAAAUGUAUUUGAUAAAUGGAACUAGAAGUCUUCUAAGGUAGUGCUUGCCAGUGAUGGAUCAUUUGGAUAAGCUUCAAGUUAGCCAAGUGUAUUCACUUUAUCUCCAGGUCAGGUAGCAACAGAACAUUAGGUCACAAGUAUGAGUGUGUGUUACAUGCACUUACAUGUAUGUCUGUUAUUGGAUUUUUUUAAACUCUGCUUUUUCUUGUGUGCACUAAUUCCUGGAUUAUGCACCAGGCAAAUGAAUAAGCACUUGACAAUGAAGUUAAAAAUGAGACGUGAGUUUGUAAGAAGAGACAGACUGUGGGACUUGAACGUAGAUGAAUGGAAUUGGUACAGCCAGUUAUCCCUUUGGUUUUAACUGUUCUUUUUAAAAAUAAUUACUUCUGGGUCACCCACCAUAAUCAGUCCUGUACUAGAAGGUGUCUAAGGAGUGCUGUGUACUAGUAGCCUUCUCAUCACUCCAGCCUCCUGAUGAGCAAUGAUUAUUCAUCUUUCAUUUUGUCUUCAAAGCCUUAAACUGUAGAUGCCACACUGAAGUCCCAAGUUCUAAUAGACCUUUCCCUGAUGCUGUAUUUUCAUUUUGCAUUUCUUACUGUGUUUGAACAUAGUUUUGCAAGAAUGUAGUUUUCUCCAGGGAUCAUCUCCCCAAGAAUUUAUUAAUAAAAGUGACAUUCCU
This is a messenger RNA of Python bivittatus (Burmese python), 1939 nucleotides long. The record is from RefSeq and is a predicted model, not a curated record. Lineage: Eukaryota; Metazoa; Chordata; Lepidosauria; Squamata; Pythonidae.